CAAACCCACAAAGAACAAUUUUGCUUUUUUCCCUCUCUCUCCACACAUCCUUUUUAAACCUCACCCCUUCCAAUUAUUCAUCUUCCCCCCACCCCCACCCCACCACCAUGGAAAACAACCACCACACCACCACCACCACCACCACUACGCGCCACCACACCACCACCAACAACCGUUCAAUGUCCGACACCGACGACGAAUUCCACUCCCCUCUCCACGAUAUCCCCACAUCUCCAUCCAAAGCCUUGGUCGUUUCCGACAACAAGUACUUCACAACAACCGCCAGAUCACCGACGUCAAACCACCAGAAGCCGCCGCAAACAGUGCCUCUGCCGCCGCCGGUGGUGGUGUCGGCGGCGUAUAACCGUACGGAGAGAGAGGAGCCGGUGACCGGAGUUACAAAGAUGAGCCCUAGCGGCGGUGAGGAGGGAGGAAGGCCGGUGUCGCCGGCGAGGAGAGUGAAGCGAGAUGUGGUGUUGGAUCGAGCGGCGCUAGGGUUUAGGGUUUUGGAAGUGGUUUUAUGUUUGAUUGCGUUUUCUGUUAUGGCUUCUGAUAAGACUCAGGGGUGGAGUGGUGAUUCUUUUGAUCGGUACAAGGAGUACAGGUAUGUCGUGGCAGUGAACGCUAUUGCUUUUGCAUAUGCUGCAUUUCAAGCAAUUGACAUGACGUAUCGGUUAAUUUAUAAAAAGCACAUCUUCUCAUAUUCUCUUCGCCCUCUUUUUGACUUCUCUACAGAUCAGAUAUUGGCUUAUCUUUUGAUAUCGGCAUCCUCUUCAGCAGCCACGAGAGUGGACGAUUGGGUAUCAAAUUGGGGAAAAGACGAUUUCACAGAAAUGGCAACUGCAUCAAUAGGAAUGUCGUUUUUAGCUUUUCUUGCGUUUGCCCUUAGCGCGCUCAUAUCUGGUUACAAUCUUUGUAAUCAGAAAUCUCUUUGAUACUCUGUUUACGAGAUAAUGUAUACAUACAUCAUGUAAGUAUUGCAAAGGUUACACAAACCAAGGGUAUAAUAGUCAUUUCACAAAAAAUGAUGUAAAUCGAAACAAAAGGAGUCAAAUGAUUGUAACCUUUGGGAUAUUUUUAUGGUGUAUGUGUACAUUAUCCCUUUAGUUGUCUAGAUAUGUGAUCCCGUAUAUCUAUCAUCGGGUUUUAAGUGACAAAUGGCGUGCCGAUGAGAGGGGAUUUCACACAAAUAAUCGAGUAUAAACAGGAUGUACAGGCAAAAUCAAGAGGCGAAAUAAUAAAUGUGUAAAGAGUAGUUUUGGUUGUCACUUUGAGGUUGUAAAAUGGGGUUGUUUAGCUGAAAUAAAAACAUAUAUUAUUUGCAUCUCAA
Molecule: messenger RNA, 1330 nt
Organism: Helianthus annuus (common sunflower)
Lineage: Eukaryota; Viridiplantae; Streptophyta; Magnoliopsida; Asterales; Asteraceae
Product: CASP-like protein 4A3
Exons: 3
Coding region: 108-935 (275 amino acids)
Source: RefSeq, a predicted model, not a curated record